CUCGAUAUCUUUAUCCAGAACCAUCUCUCUCUCUCGCAUUCAUAUUAAGCUGACAGUGAGUCACAACAAUCUUUCUCCACGUAGUUGAGUCCCCGCCACCUGGCAUUCACCCUCGUUAAUCCCAAUGCGCCUUCUUCACUCCCUCCCCACAUAAUCCCCCCAAUAUCUCCUCUCACAGAGAGAGAUAUUGAGAGCGAGAGAGAUAGAGAGAGAGAGAUUCACCGUCAUUCUCAUUCUCAAUUCCCGCAAUGAAACACAAACCCUCACAAUCACAAACCACCACCGUCUCUCAACCACAAGACCCUCGCCAUCUCGUCCGCGAGACUCUCCGCAUCAGCGCCAAUCUCGCCUCCGCUCCGCCCUCGCCGCCGCAGUCAUCUGCCGCCGCGCCUCCGCCGCCAAUUCAGAACCAGUUCGUUGAUUCGAGCUUGCGGUUGAUUUGCAGCGAGGAGAUCGACGGCCGAAAGUGGAAUUACUUUGCGCCGAAUGAGGAUUUAUUUGGCCCUGCCAAGUUUUCGAAAGGCUCGAUUCGUGCUGUCAGCUUGCAAUCACCCAAAGCACCUGUUGAUGAAUUAGUUUCAUUUGUUAGAUCUUAUGUAGUUCCAGAAGGUUUUCCCGAUAGUGUUAUCCCAUCGUAUGUCCCAUACAUGACAUGGAGAGCAUUGAAGCAUUUUUUUGGCGGAGCAAUGGGUGUUUUCACAACACAGACACUUUUGAACUCAGUUGGAGUCUCUAGAAACCAAUCUAUUCCUGGGGCUGUUGCUAUUAAUUGGAUUCUCAAGGAUGGAGCAGGCCGUGUUGGGAAGAUGAUCUUUGCUCGCCAAGGGAGAAAAUUCGACUAUGAUCUGAAACAGCUCCGAUUUGCUGGUGAUCUUUUAAUGGAGUUGGGAGCUGGUGUAGAACUGGCAACUGCAGCUGUACCACACCUAUUCCUCCCUCUAGCCUGUGCUGCUAAUGUAGCCAAGAAUGUUGCUGCUGUGACAUCAACAUCUACUCGUACCCCAAUAUACAAAGCCUUUGCUAGAGGAGAAAACAUUGGGGAUGUUACUGCCAAAGGAGAAUGUGUUGGAAAUAUUGCAGAUCUGUUGGGUACUGGGUUGAGCAUCAUGAUUGCAAAAGGAAAUCCAUCUCUGGUUACCACAUUUGCGUUACUCUCUUGUGGAUAUGUUUUUAGCUCUUACCAAGAGGUCAAAUCUGUUGUAUUGCAUACAUUGAACAGGGCAAGAUUUACAGUGGCUGUUGAUUCCUUUCUUAAGACUGGGCGGGUACCAACAUUGCAGGAGGGAAAUGCAAUGGAAAGUGUAUUUAAUCUUCCAUGGAUUAACCACAGUCCCAUUGUUCUUGGAUCAAGAUUUAAAGAUGCGUUCCAAGAUGCAAAGUCUUACCUCUCCAUAGAGCCUGUUUUUGAGAAAGAAAGAUAUGUAGUGGCAUAUAACCCUACCAAGGGUAAUAUUUAUGCACUGCUUAAGGAUCAAGCAAAACCUGAUGAUAUUUUGAAAGCCACUUUCCAUGCUAAUGUACUCUUGCAUAUCAUUCGUUCAUCGACUGCGAAUAGGUCUUUGACGAAAGAAAAUGGAAUUAAUCCCUCAGUUUUGCUCCCCUCUUUUACCAAUCUUGACACUCACAUUGCAGACUCAUAUAAGAUGGUCUUAGCUUUGUUUGGGUUAUUUAAGAAUAAAGCUAAAGAACAGGGGUGGGUGAUGUCAGAAUCUCAUCUAAAUCCAGGCAGAGCUCGGCUGUGUGAAUUAGGUAGGUGAAUUUGGCAAACUCAUCGGCGCUUGCAUCCCUUAUCCAGAGCUUGAAAUUGAUCAAGUGAUUAGAAGGCUGCUUAUUUAAGAUCUUAAAGGAGAAAUUUUCACUUGUUUGAGGUAGCACUUGCAUCAUAUGCCAGUCUUUACUGUAAUAAUGAUGCCUGUAAACUAUCGGUCAGUUCAUGAUGGGCACUGGAUACCCUGGGUAUGAUGCUGUCGUUUCUUCUUGUAUAUAUUAACUGUAAACUUUUACAACCAAGAAUGUGUAUUCUGCCCAGUUGCUGUUUCUUAGGAGUGAUCGGUUGUAGGAUAGACAGGAUAGACAGACCGUAGUGGGCGAUUUGUCCUAUUUUCUAGUCUGUGAGUUGAUAUUUUUGGUUCUUUUCUCCAAAUUUUAAUUUUCUUUUACUUGA
Daucus carota subsp. sativus is the source of this 2164-nucleotide messenger RNA. Its product is annotated as protein root UVB sensitive 6-like. The coding region runs from base 249 to 1757 and encodes 502 amino acids. The record is from RefSeq and is a predicted model, not a curated record. The transcript has 13 exons. NCBI's taxonomy places the organism in Eukaryota, Viridiplantae, Streptophyta, Magnoliopsida, Apiales, Apiaceae.